AUGUCACGAGCGCGCAUCGUUCUCAAUCGCGCACCUUUCAAACAAUCUUGCCAAUCCGCCAGCCGAACCUUCCGCUCUUCCAGCUACCAUGCGCAUCGCGAUGUUCCUCUCCCCCUCCAAUCCCGCAUCCGCUGGUCAUACUUCUGGUACGCCAGCAUACUCGCCCUCGGCAUUACGACUGGCCUAGGUGCUCGCCACUUUGCCGCGCCUCUCGGUCUUCCAGAGCCUGGUUCCAGAGAAGACGAGAUCAUCCUCGACUCUCUGCGGCGCGACAUCGAUGCUCUCGAAAUCGUGCAAUCCUUGCGCUCUCAGUCAUACAACCUGCAUACCGACACAGCGCUCCGGUCAGGACCGGGAAUAACGUCGUCUCCUGGAUCAAGUCGGAAGAUAUCAGCGUACAAAGGGUGGCUCGAGCUGGAUCUGGACUUUGGGAGAGAGAAUGAGGGCAAGAAAGGCAUACUGGGCGUCAUGAGUGGCACGCGGGGAUUGGGUGUGCAAAGAGCAUUCUGGAGUGCCGAGACAAGAGAGAUGGUGGCUGUGGUCUGGAUAGGAGGAGGAAUGAGUGGGUGGCCUGGCGUUGCACAUGGCGGGGCUAUCGCAACCGUUUUCGAAGAGAUCAUGGCGAGGAUGGUCAGAGGGCCAGAUGGCAUUGUGGAACCAGUCCACCGUCCAGACUCUCUCAGCCUAACCUACGCCAAACCAACCUACAGCCUCGACUUCUACGUCCUCCGUGCCUCCUUCUCGAAGCCUGACCUUCCUCAAUCCGAGCCGCCGCCAGAACCCGAAGCGGAACCUACAAAGAGCUGGUUGGGGUGGUUGUCGCCGCAGAAGGACCUGACGAAGAAGACCGACGCGUCGAGACAUAAGCAGGAGAUUGUUGCGACGCUGGAGAGUGUUGGUGGGGACCUUUGUGUUAAGGCCAAGGGCACGUUCAAUGGAAGUAGCCCGGUUGUCUGA
Molecule: messenger RNA, 957 nt
Organism: Alternaria conjuncta
Lineage: Eukaryota; Fungi; Ascomycota; Dothideomycetes; Pleosporales; Pleosporaceae
Exons: 2
Coding region: 1-957 (318 amino acids)
Source: RefSeq, a predicted model, not a curated record